UGUUGGAGUUCUUAUCACAUUUUUCGUGUACAUUUGCUGGCCUUAUUCACCUCCUCCAGUUAGUUUAAUUAAAAAUCAAAUUUCCAUUUGUAAUAAAUCGCAUAUUGGCAUUUUUCUAGUUACAUUUGAUCACUUGCAUUUGUCUCGUGUCGGGUUUGGUAUUCGAACGCAAAUUGUCUCGGGCUUUGUGAAAAUACAUACAUAUUUUACUUUCUGUUAAACAUGACCAGUGAAUAUGAAGGUUAUAAAUCACCGCUUAGCUCACGCUAUGCCAGCAAGGAAAUGCAAUAUCUGUUCAGUGACCAGAAAAAGUUUUCCACCUGGCGACAACUAUGGAUAUGGCUAGCCCAAGCAGAGAAGAGCUUGGGUUUGGAGAUAAGCGAUGCCCAAAUUGCCGAAAUGCAAGCCCACAUGAACUCUAUUGAUUUCAUUGCUGCGGCAGCCGAAGAGCGUUUGACCCGACACGAUGUUAUGGCUCAUGUUCAUGUUUUUGCCAAACAAUGUCCCUUGGCCGCUCCUAUAAUCCAUUUGGGAGCAACUUCCUGUUAUGUGGGUGAUAACACCGAUUUGAUCAUCCUGCGCGAUGCUUUGGAUCUACUCUUGCCCCGUGUUGCCUCUGUGAUCUAUUGCCUGAAAGAGUUUGCCUUAAAGUAUAAAUCUCAACCCAUAUUGGGUUUCACCCAUCUGCAACCAGCUCAGCUGACUACAGUGGGUAAACGUGCCUGUCUAUGGCUACAGGAUUUGUUAAUGGAUGAACGUGCCCUGCGUCGUUGCCGCAAUGAUUUGCGCUGUCGUGGUGUUAAGGGCACCACCGGAACACAGGCCUCCUUUUUGCAACUCUUCAAUGGAGAUGGAGCCAAGGUUAAGCAGCUGGAUUUGGAAGUUACCCACUUGGCUGGUUUUGCCAAGCCCUAUGGAGUGACUGGUCAGACCUACUCGCGUAAAGUGGAUGUGGAAAUAAUUGGCGCCUUGGCUAGCUUGGGUACCAGCAUACACAAAAUGUGUUCGGAUUUGAGAAUUUUGGCUUCACGCAAGGAACUGGAAGAGCCUUUUGAAUCUACACAAAUUGGAUCCUCGGCCAUGGCUUACAAACGUAAUCCCAUGCGCUCGGAACGUUGCUGUGCCUUGGCCCGCCAUAUGAUUACAUUGUUCUCGAAUGCCGCCAACACACAUGCCACCCAAUGGUUGGAGCGCACCCUAGAUGAUUCGGCCAAUCGUCGCUUGACUUUAUCGGAAGGAUUCCUAUCCGCAGAUGCUGCUCUGCUGACACUGCUGAAUGUUUCUCAAGGUCUGGUGGUCUAUCCCAAGGUUAUAGAACGCAAUAUAGCCCAAGAGUUGCCCUUUAUGUCCACCGAAAACAUUAUCAUGGCCAUGGUCAAGGCGGGAGGUGAUCGCCAAAUUUGCCAUGAAAAGAUUCGAGUUCUAUCCCAAGAGGCUGGAGCUCAAGUCAAGCAACAUGGCAAAGACAACGACUUGGUGGAUCGGGUGCGCAAGGAUCCCUACUUUGCUCCCAUCAUCAAUCAAUUGGACACUAUAUUGGAUGCUAGAACUUUCACGGGACGCGCCACCGAACAGGUUGAUGAAUUUGUUACGGAAGAAGUUCAAGUGGUAUUGGACCUAUACAGGGAUGUGGUGAAGAAUAUUAAAGUUGUACAAUUGAAUAUUUAAAUGGUUUCUUUUUUUAUAAAUAUUUAAAAUGCCUUAUUUACGUGUGCAUCAUGUUUUGAAUUCUUUCUUGUUUUGGCUUUAAUGCAAAAUUGUUUUUAGGAUGAUGAAAUAAAAAAAAAACACAGAUUGAUUAGAAAUCA
Molecule: messenger RNA, 1808 nt
Organism: Stomoxys calcitrans (stable fly)
Lineage: Eukaryota; Metazoa; Arthropoda; Insecta; Diptera; Muscidae
Gene: Adsl
Product: adenylosuccinate lyase
Exons: 2
Coding region: 223-1668 (481 amino acids)
Biological process (GO): 'de novo' AMP biosynthetic process
Cellular component (GO): cytosol
Molecular function (GO): (S)-2-(5-amino-1-(5-phospho-D-ribosyl)imidazole-4-carboxamido) succinate lyase (fumarate-forming) activity; N6-(1,2-dicarboxyethyl)AMP AMP-lyase (fumarate-forming) activity
Source: RefSeq, a predicted model, not a curated record